Homarus americanus (American lobster) is the source of this 339-nucleotide messenger RNA. It is a transcript of the gene mRpL34, whose product is annotated as 39S ribosomal protein L34, mitochondrial-like. Gene Ontology annotation, biological process: translation. The record is from RefSeq and is a predicted model, not a curated record. NCBI's taxonomy places the organism in Eukaryota, Metazoa, Arthropoda, Malacostraca, Decapoda, Nephropidae. Gene Ontology annotation, molecular function: structural constituent of ribosome. The coding region runs from base 1 to 339 and encodes 112 amino acids. The transcript has 2 exons. Gene Ontology annotation, cellular component: mitochondrial large ribosomal subunit; ribosome.
AUGUCCUCAUUAUUAUCUAUGUUAAGGGUGCCAUCGGUGUCUGGUGUGAUGUUAGGAUCGUGGAGGACAUUAUUCACACGCCCACAGGUACCCCACGCCCUCACCACCACGCCCACACCUGUGUUUGGCCUCACCGGGUCCUCCUCCCAGGGCUUGUUAGCUCUUCCUCUACCAUCUUCAGGUGUGAUUGGUCGAACUAAUGUGAGGAACCACUUCCCCCGGCCUAGUGAGAAGAGGCGCAUCUCUCGUCACGGUUGGAAGGUCCGCAUGUCCACACCAGCCGGCCGGAAAAUUCUGAUGAGAAGAUUACUGAAGGGCAGACACAUCCUUAGCCAUUAA